Messenger RNA from Thunnus maccoyii (southern bluefin tuna), 1698 nucleotides. RefSeq names its product leucine rich repeat containing 18b (gene lrrc18b). NCBI's taxonomy places the organism in Eukaryota, Metazoa, Chordata, Actinopteri, Scombriformes, Scombridae. The transcript is spliced from 3 exons. Gene Ontology annotation, molecular function: protein binding. The record is from RefSeq and is a predicted model, not a curated record. The coding region runs from base 315 to 1049 and encodes 244 amino acids.
UCACAGCCAUAACCCACCCUGAAACCAAGCAGCAGUUGCCUGGAAACAAAAAGAAAACAAAUCCAAUGUCCAGCCAAGUGAGUCCAGGCCAGAACUGCAAGCUGCCUGAUAGACAGCCACAGCACGACACAACAUGUCCAGUCUCAUGUCUCUCUCUAUGUCCUUACAAACAACACUCUGCGGUGGCAUCUUGAUGUGUUAUUCACAGGCUUGAGAAAGAAGAUAGUUGAGCUGGAGUGUCUUGAGUCUUUCCAUUUGUCUCUUUCCUGGUAUCUAAUGUACUGGAUCUAAGGAAGUGGACUCAUUAAUGCUGCAUGGCCAAGGGAAAGAAAACCAGACAGGCUAAAAGUAAGACAAUCACCUUGAAAAUGGCUCAGAACUGUGUGGAGUUGACACUGGAUGGCAAACGGCGACUGGAUCUCAGUUUCAAGGAGAUCUCCUUAGUGCCAAAGUGCGUCCAGAAACUGUGUGAUGUGGAUGAACUGGACUUGAGCAGGAACCUGAUGAGUAAAGUCCCAGACUUUAUUGACCAGUUCGUCAGCAUCCGUGUUUUGGAUCUGCACAGCAACUAUCUGGAGCAGCUCCCUGAGACCAUCGGCCGCCUCCAGAACCUGCUGGUUUUGAACUUGUGUAACAACCGUCUGAAAACCCUCCCCAACGAGCUCGGCCUCCUGAGAAAACUCCACACACUCAACCUGGGCCUCAACCGGCUGGAAGCUCUUCCCUCCUCUGUUGCUGCCUUGAAGGAGCUCCGCCAUAUUGGCCUCUCUGACAACCAAUUCACCCGCGUCCCUGUCUGCCUGUCAAGGCUCAAUAAACUGGAAAAGGUCAACCUGGACAGGAACCCCCUCCUUACUGAGCAUCCCCUCAACCAGCAAUCAGACAUGAUGACAGACAGGUUUUAUAUUGUCAAAGAGAGCAUCCUGUGUGAUGAUUGUCUGAUUAAGUGUCAGAUGGAGAGGAAGAAGCUGGAAGAUGUGGUGACAAGGAAGGAGCCCAAAUUACUGGGUCUACCUCACUCAGUGACCCAGGAAGACAGAGAGAUGUAGAGGUUGAAUUUAAUUUGAAGAAUGCAUACAUGAAAUAUCAUCAUUUAUUACUUUUAUUUUACCUCACUCUAAACUCAAGCAUGUGAGAUGGCUUCACACAGUACUGUAUCCUUGACUGUAGAGGGACUUAAACUUAGACUACAGCACCACCUACUGUUUCAACACCCACAGUACAAUCAGGAGCCUCAUCAAACAUCCAUAAGCACUUUAUGCACUGUACUGUAUCAUGAACUGUCUUCAUGUCCUCUUGUUAAUGUUUUUUUUUACCAAUAGGCCACCUCAACUUUCUCAUGUUUUUCAAAAUAAAGUUUCUCGUCAGAUAAAUUAGCUUAGUAUCCAAAGGGCCUCUUUGAUGACAGAAAUUUAAUGUGGUUAGAUAUUGGAUUAUAUUAUCUGAUUUCACUUUUGUCAUUUCCUCACUUAUGGUUUAUAGUUGGACACUAGCUUAUCCUCAAGCAUCAUAUAAAUAAUUCUGAGCACUCUGAUCAGAAUAGUGUAUUUUAAUAAAAAUGAACAAAACAAAAUGUAAAUAGUAUCUACUGCACUGCAUGUCUUGACGAUCUCUUUGGCCUAGAGGGCAGCAAAGAGCACCAGAGGCCACCAUUACUCAUUGAGUGCCAAUACUUUUGCAACAGCACCUUCCUGUUCC